This is a messenger RNA of Magallana angulata, 2548 nucleotides long. RefSeq lists its product as uncharacterized. The transcript has 15 exons. The record is from RefSeq and is a predicted model, not a curated record. NCBI's taxonomy places the organism in Eukaryota, Metazoa, Mollusca, Bivalvia, Ostreida, Ostreidae. Gene Ontology annotation, cellular component: mitochondrial outer membrane. Bases 171 to 2357 code for a protein of 728 amino acids. Gene Ontology annotation, biological process: mitochondrial protein catabolic process; mitophagy by internal vacuole formation.
AGGUGUUUAUAAAGGAAUUAUCAUUGAUGAUCAAUACUAUAACGCAAACCUAGCUAGUAGCUAUAGGACAUCCCUGCAAGGAGCCUCACAUAUAGAUGUUGUCUUGAUGUCGCCUUGACAACCAGGUAAAACCGAAACAGGAAGUAGAUCGUGACAAGCUCAGGUUAAGGAUGACGAACAGAUGCCAUAAACUGAGAAAUCUUAUGACAAACAUCGAAACUGGGAAAUAUUCAGAUAUCAGUGAUGUAGAGGCCGCUAAACGAGAACUUUCAAUUAUUUUUCAAGCACUGCCGUCAGUACCACCUAAUGCACAGAGAGAUUUGAUCAAAUUCCUUCAAGUAGCCGAGUCAAAGAGUCCUGGAGAAAUACUUAAAUUCAAGAAACAGUACGAUUUUGUAUCAUAUCACAAAAUCCUUAAGGAGUAUGACGAAUAUCUAGAUAAAAUAUCAAAACCUGGGUCACAGAAAGGUUCUGGGAAAUCAUCAGCCGACAAAACUCGUCAACAAAAUGAACUCCCAAAAGCAGAACCCAUGAAUACUAAAGAAAACUACGAAAUAGCAAAAAAGGAUUUACAAAUCCAAGAACUGCAAAAUAGACUUAGCAAAGUUGCCGGAGAAAAAUUAACGGACGGUAACCCAAACAUUACAGAUCUCAGUGACGUCAACAGACCGACUAAACUGGCCGAACAAUUUAGGGAGCUCUACGACAACGAAUGGACAUGCGCAUACGAAGAGUUACAGAAGGAAUCUGGGAAGAAGGACGAGGAAGAAAUAGUGAAAAAACUUGGUAAAAUAUUAAAGUUAUGCUAUGAAUUCUGUGUUCGCCAGGCCAGAGAACACAGGCAUAAGAUACGAGAAACUCUGGUGUACCCCACCGGUGUCCAGGCCACCAUCAAUGCAAACGUUGAACCAAACAUUGAAGAAAUUCUCAAACCAAAGGUUCGCCAAAUACAACGAGAAACUGGUGUCUACGCCAUUCCCGCCAUUCAAGAGAUAUUCCGUAUGGAACAUGAACGCGAUAUCAAACGAAACGAAUGGGGCGAAUCAAAAGGCAUCUCAAGCUACAUCACGAAAUGCGUACAGAUCUGUUGGCUGUUCGCAAUUCAAAAUCCGCCAAUGAAACUGAACUGGCCAAAAGAGGAGACAACGUUGGAUGAUCAUUUGGUUGAAUUCACAAAGAGGGGGACCCAUAUCAAGUUUGUUGUAUGGCCGACAUUGUAUUUACACGACAAGGGACCAUUGAUGGCAAAGGGCGUGGUUCAACCGUUAUACAGUUAUAAUUUAAUAAAAAUGUCGGAUAAGUACGAAUAUUUGAAGAAAGUGAUCGACAAACUCCAUUUCGGUAAAUAUUACGAGAGCGACUUCAGCUCGACAGACGUUGAAAUCGCCAUGAGAGAACUAAAAGCUAUAUGUCAGAGUCUACCUCUACUCUCUCCUGAUGUACAGAAAGAUAUUAUGAGAUUACUGGAGGCUGCCCAGUCCCGACAUUUGAGGGAGGUGCUGAAAUACAAGGCUGACGGAGAGGAGAAGUUCCACCAUCUACUGAAAGAGUACAACCAUUUCCUCCAGCGACAGACCUUCCUACCAGAUAUACACCGUCACGACCAAGUUCAAUCCGACGAUGUGAAAUCGAGUGAAAAUAAAACAAGUGUAAGUUUUAGUACAAUUGGGGAAGAAAUUUGGAGAGACAAUUUUGGAUCACCAGUAAAUCCAAUGGAAGCCAUUAGUCCGGACAAGAUAGCUGAGAGUUACAAGGAACUCUACCACAAUGAGUGGUCCGCCGCAUACAAGGCCUUACAGAAAACUGGAAUGAUAGUUAUGGAAGAGGAAAUAGUUAAGAAACUGAGUACAAUCUUGCAUUUGGUGUAUGAAUUGUGUCGUGAUGAAGCCAAGAAACAUCGAUCCAAAAUAAUGGAGACACUGGUUUACCCGUUAGGAGUCUCUGCGACGAUUGAUGAAGAUGGAAAUUCUCAUUUUCAACAGGCACAUGUAGAUCCCGAGACAGAUAGGAAAUUACAACCAGAGGUACAUCGGAUACAACAUGAAACUGGCGUGUACGCAGUUCCUGCGGUCCAAGAGAUCUUUUGGCACAAACAUGGAGGAGGGUUUAUGGAAACUGGAUGGGAUAAAUCGAAGGAGAUCAUGGCCUAUGUGGAGAGUUGUGUUCGAUUGUGUUGGUUAUUUUCUAUCCAGGACCCGCCCAUGAAACUAUCGUGGCCCGAGGAAGGAUCAGAAAUAAAUGAACACGUAAAAGUGUACACAAAACAUGGCAAAAGGGUCCAUUAUACCGUGUGGCCGGCGUUGUAUUUACACGAGAACGGCGCCUUGCUGUCGAAAGGUGUUGUACAGCCAUACUGAGCACUCUUUUGUAGCACGUGACAUACGAGACUCAAUUUCAUAGGUUAUCAAAGUCCAGCUUGUGUAGUACUUAAGAUAGAAGUGAGAGUCAGCAGUUGAUAUUUCAUCUGUUUGAUCCUUACACAUAUUAUGUCAUUUGUGUGGCCGUUUCGUAAUCAACACAAGGUCAAUUAAUAAAACAUUAUCAAGGU